Closterium sp. NIES-65 is the source of this 1902-nucleotide messenger RNA. The record is from the annotation of a GenBank genome assembly. NCBI's taxonomy places the organism in Eukaryota, Viridiplantae, Streptophyta, Zygnematophyceae, Desmidiales, Closteriaceae.
AUGGCUACCCCUAGUGUCCUAGCUUUUGACGCUGAGGGUCGCGCCAUUGACUUUGAGGUCUGGGUCGACGACCUGCAGCUGUUCUUACAGUGCGAUAGGGCAGACGGUCUUUCUCUCUUUGACCUCACCUCUGGCGCCGUCCCUGCCCCUGCUGCUGAUGCUGACGCCACUGUUCGCUCACAAUGGGCCACGCGCGAUGCUGCUGCACGUCUUGCUGUGCGUCGCCACCUGCCUACCGCUGAGCGCGCGCACUUUAGCCAGUACAAGAGUGCCCAGACCUUGUACGACGCUGUAGUUGCGCGCUACUCCUCCCCUGCCACUGCUGCACUGAGCCGCCUCAUGCUACCCUUCCUCUUCCCUGACCUUGACGCCUUUCCCACUAUCGCUGAUCUCAUUACGCACCUCCGCACUAGUGACACUCGCUACCGCGCUGCGCUUCCUGCUGACUUCUGCGCCAAGAACCCCCCCCCCAUGUACAUCACUCUCUACUUUUUAGUCACUCGCCUCCCUGACUCCCUUCGUGUAGUCCGGGACCACUUCCUCGCUGUCUGUCCCACCACCCUCACAGUCGAUAGCCUCGAGAAGGCCCUCCUAGCGGCGGAGAAGAGCAUAGUCGCUGUAGGAGCCUCUCGAGGUGACCCCCGCGCCCCCAUCUUUGAGGGGUGUUCUCCUUCCCCUCUCUUGCCCUCUGUCGCCUCUGCCGCUGCGGCCGACCUUGUUGGUCUUGAGUCGGUCGGUGCGGCGUCUGCCCCUAGCGGGAGACGCCGCUCUGGCAAGGGCAAGGGGGGCAAGGGAGCGGGUGGGGCCAGCGGGGGCGGUGGAGGUGGAGGUGGAGGCGGCGGAGGGAGUGGGGGUGGCGGUGGAGGUGGUGGCGGGGGUGGGGGUGCUAGUGGCGACAGUGGAGGCGGGAGUGGCGGCGUCGGUGGCGGUGGGAGCGGAGGUGGCGGAGGCGGCGGCAGUGGAGGCGGAGGCGGGGGCGGUGGAGGCGAAGGCGGGGGUGGCGGUGGUGGAGGUGGUCGGAGUGGCGCUUCGCAGCGGAGCAGCACUGGGGGUGGUCAGCGCCAGCAGCAGCAGCAGCGUUCUCGCGACGUCCCCACCCCUCAGCAGCUCCGUGAGUGGUACACGCAGCGUCAGCGUGGUGGGGGUUUUGGUCCCUGCACCUACGUUCUUCGCACUGGCGACCGCGCUGGAGAGCAGUGUGGGGGUACCCACACCGCCCAGCGCUGCUUUGGCCGCCUGACGGACGCUUGGCGUCAGCAGUUCCCGGAGGCCGCGGAGAUCCCCCGCUGGGGAGAGCUGUCUAGGUCUUGUGUAGCUAUCUUUGAUCUUGACUUUGAUGCUAUCCUUGCUGCCAUGUAUGCUGUGACCAUUAGUGAUGAGGGUGACUGUUACCGGUGUUUCCCGCCCGACCCGGGCAUUGGUACUGCUGCUCUAGGUGCCAGCGAGGCUUCUGCUCUAGGUGCCAGUGCGUCUGUGCUCUCAGGUACUGGUGAGGCUGCUCUCUCAGGCACUAGUGAGUCUGCGCUCUCAGGUACUGCGUCGGCUUCGGCCUCCCACACCUUCACCCUUGACUCUGGAGCGUCUCGCUCCUUCUUUCGGGACCGCACCACACUCACGUCGCUUAGUCGGCCGGUUGCGGUGUCCCUGGCUGACCCCUCUGGGGGUCCUGUUCUGUCUCGCUUCUCCACAGUCCUCCCGUGUCCGGCGGCUCCCUCUGGCACCCUGUCUGGUCUCUACCUCCCCUCGUUCUCUACGAACUUGGUGAGUGGUGCUGACCUACAAGAUGCGGGAGUCAACCAGUUCACUCCUGCUCGUCAGCGAGUGACGCACUGCACAGAGGCUAGCACAGGUCGUCACCUGGCUACGUCAGGUGUUCGCUGCAGCGUCCAGGUCUGGUCCUGA